Molecule: messenger RNA, 5058 nt
Organism: Condylura cristata (star-nosed mole)
Lineage: Eukaryota; Metazoa; Chordata; Mammalia; Eulipotyphla; Talpidae
Gene: ABLIM3
Product: actin binding LIM protein family, member 3
Exons: 22
Coding region: 239-2038 (599 amino acids)
Biological process (GO): cilium assembly; cytoskeleton organization; lamellipodium assembly
Cellular component (GO): actin cytoskeleton; stress fiber
Molecular function (GO): actin filament binding
Source: RefSeq, a predicted model, not a curated record
GCUGCGCCCCGCGAGCCCGCAUCAUGGAUGUCGAGCUCUCCCAUUUCGCGUUGCUCGCCUUGGCGUUCGAGACCCCAGCCGAGGGCCAGGAUUCAUGAACCGCUCGCCGGGGCCCGGGCAGGGGCCUUUGGCUCCCAGCGCUGGCCUAGAGGUGAUGUGUGAGGUCAAAAGAUCAGAAGAUUUCAAAAGCCACGGGGGCCUCCGUACUGAAUGAAAGACCCGGUGCGAAGGCAUCGCCAUGAACACGAGCAUUCCUUAUCAGCAGAAUCCAUACAACCCCCGGGGCAGCUCCAAUGUCAUCCAGUGCUACCGGUGUGGAGACACCUGCAAAGGGGAAGUGGUCCGGGUCCACAAUAACCAUUUCCACAUCAGAUGCUUCACCUGCCAAGUGUGCGGCUGUGGCCUGGCCCAGUCAGGCUUCUUCUUCAAGAACCAGGAGUACAUCUGCACGCAGGACUACCAGCAGCUCUAUGGCACCCGCUGCGACAGCUGCCGGGACUUCAUUACCGGCGAGGUCAUCUCUGCCCUGGGCCGCACCUACCAUCCCAAGUGCUUCGUGUGCAGCUUGUGCAGGAAACCUUUCCCCAUUGGAGACAAGGUGACUUUCAGCGGGAAGGAAUGCGUGUGUCAGACGUGCUCCCAGUCCAUGACCAGCAGUAAGCCCAUCAAGAUCCGAGGACCAAGCCACUGUGCGGGGUGCAAGGAGGAGAUCAAGCACGGACAGUCGCUCCUGGCGCUGGACAAGCAGUGGCACGUGAGCUGCUUCAAAUGCCAGACCUGCAGCGUCAUCCUCACCGGGGAGUACAUCAGCAAGGAUGGCGUUCCGUACUGCGAGUCCGACUACCACUCCCAGUUCGGCAUUAAGUGUGAGACUUGUGACCGGUACAUCAGCGGCCGAGUCUUAGAGGCAGGAGGGAAACACUACCACCCAACCUGUGCCAGGUGUGUCCGCUGCCACCAGAUGUUCACAGAAGGGGAGGAGAUGUACCUCACGGGUUCCGAGGUCUGGCACCCCAUCUGUAAACAGGCAGCCCGGGCGGAGAAGAAACUGAAGCAUAGGCGGACUUCUGAAACUUCCAUCUCACCCCCUGGAUCCAGCAUCGGAUCUCCCAACCGAGUCAUCUGCGACAUCUAUGAGAACCUCGACCUCCGGCAGAGACGGGCUUCCAGCCCCGGAUACAUCGAUUCCCCCACCUACAGCCGACAGGGCAUGUCCCCCACCUUCUCCCGCUCACCUCACCACUACUACCGCUCUGGGCCCGAGAGUGGCCGGAGUUCUCCAUACCAUAGCCAGUUAGAUGUCAGGUCCUCCACUCCGACCUCUUACCAGGCUCCCAAGCACUUUCACAUCCCAGCUGGAGAAAGUAACAUCUACCGGAAACCCCCGAUCUACAAACGGCAUGGUGACUUGUCAACCACCACCAAGAGCAAAACAAGUGAAGACAUUAGCCAGGCCUCCAAAUACAGUCCCGCCUACUCCCCCGACCCCUACUAUGCUGCGGAAUCUGAAUACUGGACCUACCAUGGGUCCCCCAAAGUGCCCCGAGCCAGAAGGUUCUCAUCUGGAGAAGAAGAUGAUUUUGACCGCAGCAUGCAUAAGCUCCAGAGCGGAAUUGGCCGGCUGAUCCUGAAGGAGGAGAUGAAGGCCCGGUCCAGCUCCUAUGCCGAUCCCUGGACACCGCCCCGGAGCUCCACCAGCAGCCGGGAGGCCCUGCACACGGCCGGCUAUGAGAUGUCCCUCAAUGGCUCCCCUCGGUCCCACUACCUGGCUGACAGCGACCCCCUCAUCUCCAAAUCUGCCUCCCUGCCUGCCUACAGAAGAAAUGGGUUGCACAGGACGCCCAGCGCAGACCUCUUCCACUACGACAGCAUGAACGCCGUCAACUGGGGCAUGCGAGAAUACAAGAUCUACCCAUAUGAACUGCUGCUGGUGACCACAAGAGGCCGGAACCGGCUGCCCAAAGAUGUGGACAGGACCCGCUUAGAGAAUGCCUUUCCCUUCUCCCCAGCAUCCUCACUCCUUGGGUUCCCAUUCUAGUGACAGGUGUGGCCCGAAAUCUCUGCCAACCCUUCCCUAGAGGGUAUUGCUUACCUAUUCCUCCAGUCUCCUCCACCCUGUGUCCAGAGCACACAUCAAGCCCCUCCCCAUUGUAUCACAUCAUCAAGAUGUCCAUUUCCUUUCUGAUAGUCUGACAUCUCUCGUAGGUCCUGGCUUAGGAGAGGUGUCAGAAAAUGUUUGUGGAGUUGAAUGCAGGCUUCUGAGGAAGCUCAACAUAUCAACAUCCCCAAAACUGACUACUGAGAAAUUUGUUCAGAGUAGGGAGUUGGGGAAAAAUCAGGGUGAGAGGAAGCCCUGCAAGUCCUUCUAGCUCUGACAGGCUGGACUAGCAGCCCCAAGAAGUAGUGAUCCCCCUACAUUUAAAGGACUUCCACACAUGUCUAGCAGUGAGUGUCUGCUGGUGCUGAAUGGACAGCUCCAUGGAGCCUGCAUUCAGGGAAGGAUAGUUUUGGAACUUGGUUCAUCCUAGAAGAACAGUUUCCCCUCUUCUCACUUCAUGCCACCCCAAAUCUCAAACCAGAGAAGCACAACCUUUCCUAAGCACCAGGAUCACUCAAGAAGCUUUUAAAAAUAACAAUAGAGGCCCACCUGAAACAUUUACAUCAAAAUCUUGGUAAAAAGCCCAGGCAUCUGUAUUUCUUAGAAGCCCUGGGAAUGUAGGCUGUAGAGACACCACCCUCAUCCCCUGCACCGAUGCAGGGAGAUCUCUAAAGAAGGGAGACCAUGACCUGGACACUAAGGAGCUGAGUCUAGCUCUUUCUUCCUUCAUCCCAUGACUAGCAAAAGCAGCUACACGCUAGGUGCUGUCCAAGGUGCUGUAUAUGAACAAAUAGAGCAAAGAUCUGCCCUUUGGAGCUGGCAUUUUCAUGUGAAGAAACAGACAGUAAGUGACAAAGAAUCAAUGGCAGAGUGUGUUGGCAGACUCUGACAUCCAAGGCAAGGAGUAAAGGAGGACAGUGAAGGACUGGGAAUCGAGCAGUGGGUUGCAAGUUUUAAAUAGGCUGACAAGGAGAGAUUGCCCUGUGACAGCACACAGGAGCCCAGACUUGAAGUGAAUGAGGGGUGAGCCAAGAGCAGUGGGAAUGGCCACCACCAAGUCCCUGGGAGAGGAGUGAAACUGGUGUGUUUGAGGACAGCAGGAGGCAAGUGUGGCUGAGUGCGCAAAGGAAAGAAGAUGAAAGUCAAGGAAAUGGGACCCUGGUCACCUGUAUGACAGACACACAGAUGGAUCGUCACCAUGGUGGGAAUGGCCAGGGCUGAUGCUUUCCACUCACCCGCCCCUGUGGCAGGCUCAUGAGCCACAUCACCUCACUCUCCCUCCCAGUCCCCCUAAUGCAAGUGCUGGGAUGUUUCCACUUUCCAGAAGGCUUGUUGAGGUAAAGUGACUUGCCCAAGGUCACACCAAGGUCAGCCAGACUCCAAAACCAGCUCUUCACCCUUAUGCUUUAGAGUCUGUGAUGAAGGUCAAAUGGGCAAAGCUGAGGAAGGUGCCCUGGGAAACCUGGCAGUGGAGGCCCCGUGGGCCCUUGGGUGGAGAGUAAAGUGUGGAAGCUUUAGAGGCUUUACUGGAGUAGCACUACCAUCCCUGUCACCUCUAACAUGUCUACUGAGCCUCAUAAAAAAAAAUUUUGAGCAUAAUAGAGAGACCAGCUGUAUCCACCACCUCUAACAACAAAAAAAGAGCAGAAGAGAAUAAAUGACUGUUGCCUAUCUUUACUGAGAACGAAGUAGAGAGCAGAGCUAUUCCUCACCAUUCGUUUGGAGUAAGAGUGAAGCAAAUAUAGAUGAGUCAGAAGCAUGAAUGUGAAGCAGGCACUGUCUGGACAGGUGAGACUUAGGGACGUAACAGCCAGACGUGGCGUGGAGGCCUGUUCAAAACUUGGUCGCACAAACCAUCCUGUAAGACAUUUUGGAGACGAUUUGGAACCCUUGUUGUGUGAGGGAUUAGGUGACCCUGAGGGCUUGCCACUGGUUGUUCCUAGAUGUGGCUGUGGCCAUGCUGUGGCCAUGAUGUGCCAAGGCCUCUGGGCGCCUGACAGGUGGCCAGUGUGUUUUCAGUAUCUUCCGCAGUAAUGGAAUGAGCGUGACAGCCAGGCUUUGCUGUAAAAAUACUUCCACAGAGGAAAUAGACGAAGCAAAUGUGCCAAACUCUUGAUAACUGUUGAAUCUGGGGUCUGGGCAUGGCUAUGCUAUAUGUCCUUUCUUUUUCACAUAUUCAUGGAAGUUUUUCAUGACAAGAAACACUUACUUAUGAGUUUUUAAUGGACUUGACCAAAAAGGGCCAUAAAGGUCCCACAUUUGGAAUCAGAAAGUUUGGAGUUUCGCCUCAGCUCUGCCACUUACCGCCCUCCCUCGCUCUCGGCUGAGCAAGUUAUUUUAAUUCUCUGCCUUUCAGUUUUCUCAUUUUUCAACUGGAUGGAAAUAAUUGCUGAUUUUCAGGGUGGCUAAAAAGGUUCAAUGAGGAAAAUGAGGGAUGAAUUAUUAAUUAUAACCAAAUGCCGUGCAAGGCAUUGUUGAAGUUAUUAGAUAAUGUUGUGUUGAAAAAUCAACUCAAAGUCAUCAGUGGCCAACAGCAUCUAUCAAAAGUGUCAACGUUACCUUUUCUUUAAGUUCUGGAAAUGUGGCCAAAAUGUUAUUUCACAGUGACAGUGGCCAGAGGAGUGGCUUGGCAUUGCCUGGCUACAUACCUGCCCUCAGAGUCUUCUUCAGUGCUCUGUGGCUAAUGUAACUACUACCAGCAGGUCAUCUGGGUGAAUCCAGGAUGUUUUCAGGCGGGAUAUAGGCCAUAUGUUUCUCUCUUUCCAAUGUAAUUUAAAAUUUCACUUUGAGAAAAAUUUCAGAAUUCCGAAAAAGUUGUUAGAAAAGCGAAAUGAACAUCCACCUACCAUUCACCUAAAUACACCAAAUGUUAACAUUUUGCCACAUUUUAAGUGCCAUCUAUGUCUAACUCUAGAAGUGUUAGACAGUGUGUUAGCUUUCAAAGAGGGAGAGGAAGAAGA